GCGGCGCGAUGGCGGCGGCGGCCGCGGCCGCGGGCCCGUUCAGCCUCAGGGAGGUCCUGGACGCCUUCCGCAGGUGCGUGACGGAGCAGCGAGAGGUGCUGCUGGAGCCCUACCUGAGCGGCUGGCGGGGGCUCAUCCGCUUCCUGCAGAGCCUGGGCGCCGUCUUCUCCUUCAUCUCCAAGGAUGCCGUGGCCAAGGUGGCUCUGCUGGAAGGUCACCAGCAGCAGCACGGCUUCGUGUCGCUGCAGUCGCUGGUGCAGCACGAGCUGGCGGCGGGGCUGGCGGCGCUGCGGGCCCGCUCGGACUCGGGCUGCCGCACGGUGCUGCGGCUGCACCGCGCCCUGCGCUGGCUGCAGCUCUUCCUGGAGGGGCUGCGCUCGGGGGAGCCGCGCACCUCCGUGCUCUGCACCGACGCCUACAACGCCUCGCUGGCCCAGCACCACCCCUGGGUUGUCCGCAAGGCGGCCACCGUGGCUUUCUGCACGCUGCCCUCCCGGGAUGCCUUCCUGGAGAUCAUGAACGUGGGCUCGCAAGAGGAGGCCGUGGCCAUGCUGGGAGAAGCCAUCCCCUACAUCGGAGAUGUCUACAGCAUCACCCAGGAGCUCUUCACUCAGCACAAGCUGCUCGACCUGCCCUGAUGGCUGAAAAUGACAUUUUUGCACAAGCAACACACUCUGUCCGUGGUUAUUUCCACUUUUUCUUUCCGGCCCGGAGGUGGAAAGUUGGCCAAACUAUCCCACGGUAUAAACGUGGACCUUUAAUUUUUUCACAUUUCUCAGUUCUUACCUUACAUCUCUAAAGUUAGGAAAAAAUUCCACAUUUAGGAUGAGCUGCUAAGGGAUUUAUUUUUUUAAUUCCCACCUUACAGCAAUCUCCCAGGCGCUCUUCGCUCAGCACAAGCUGCUUAACCUGCCCUGAUGGCUGAAAAUGACAUUUUUGCACAAGCAACACACUCUGUCCGUGGUUAUUUCCCUUUUUUCAUUCCAGCCUGGAGCUGAGGAUUUGACAAAAUUAUUCCAUAUUAUAAAUGUUGACCGGUUAUUUUUUUACAGCUGUCAGUUCUAUUCUUACAUCUCUAAAGUUAGAAAACAAUUCCACAUUAGGUUGAGCUGCUAAGGGAUUGAUUCUUUUCUAUUCCUAGCAUACAGCAUCACCCAGGAACUAUUUGUGUACCUGCCCUGACGGUGGUGCUGGGGUGAAAAUGACAUUUUUGCACUAGCAAGACAUUCUGUCCAUGGUUAUUUCCACUUUUUCUUUCCAGCCUGGAGCUGAGGAGUUGGCAAAAUGAUUCCGUAUUAUAAACAUGGACCGGUUAUUUUUUACAUCUGUCAGUUCUAUUCUUACAUCUCUAAAGUUAGGAAAAAAUUCCACAUUAGGUUGAGCUGCUAAGGGAUUGAUUUUUUUAUAUUCUCACCUUACAGCAUCACCCAGGAGCUCUUUGCUCAGCACAAGCUGCUCGAUCUGCCCUGAUGGCUGAAAAUGACAUUUAUGCACAAGCAACACACUGUCCGUGGUUAUUUCCACUUUUCUUUCCAGCCUAGAGCUGAGGAAUUGGCAAAACAAGUCCAUAUUAUAAAUGUGGACCAGUCCUUUUCUCACAUCUGUACAGUUAGAAAAAAAAUUCCAUAUUAGGUUGAGGUGCUAAGGGAUUUUUUUUUAUUCCCACACCUUACAGCAUGAGCCAGGAGCUCUUUCUGCAGCACAGGCUGCUCGACCCAUCCUGCCAGGAUGAGCCCAGAGUGAAAAUAACAUUUUUGCACAUUUAUUAUUUGGUUAUUUCCACUUUUUCUUUCCAGCCUGGAGCUGAGGAGUUGGCCAAGUUAUUCCACUUCAUAAACAUGGAAUAGGUUUUUUUUACACCUUUUUUUACAUCUCUACAAUUAGAAAAAAAAUCCACAUUAGGAGGAGCUGUGCAGAGUUAGAAAAAUAAUUCCACAUUAGGAUGAGCUGCUAAGGGAUUGAAGUUUUAAUUUUUUUUAUUCCUGGCAAAGCUGGAAACGGUUUUUCUUUUCAAGCCCAAGCGCAGCGGCUUGUGUGCAUUUACUGCAAUAUUUGUGGCCUUGUGUGGCAGCACAAAUUGGAGCUGUGGUGUCUGAGCUCAUUCCCACACUUUGGUUUGUACAAAAAUCCCACCUGGAGGAUUUCAUGCUGAGCAAUGCCCUGGGGAAAUGCCCUUUCCCUGCCACUGUGGGAGCUGAAGGAAAUGGGGGUGGAAGGAGGAGAAAAUUGUUCCACCCAGCAGCACCUUCCCCUGUGCCCCUUCCCUGUUCAAUCCAUGAUUUUGCACUUGGGAUGUGCAGCAAAUUGUAAUUUCUGCUGCACAAUCCCCUCUGUCCAGCCCAGCCUGGAGUUGUUUGCUUCUGAGUUGUGUUCUUGUGUGUUUAUUUUUAAUUUUUAUCAAUGUGUUCAAUGCCUACAAAAAGGAUUUUUCUGCCUCCCUGGGGCAGAAAAUCCACACUUGUACUGUAAAUCACUGCUUUGGGAGCCUCUGCCAAACCCCUGGAGGAGCCAGAGGGUCUCAGGUGGGACUUUCUGAGCGUUGGGAGCUGGAGAAGCCCUGCAGGAUUAUUGCAGGGAUCAAUCCUGCAGCUGAUUGCCUCUUUCUGCCCUAAUGUACCACUGAAAAAUUCAGGAAAUCACAAUUACCUCAUGGAGACUGGACUCACUGCACAUUAAAUGAUGUGAAUAAUA
This is a messenger RNA of Melospiza georgiana, 2691 nucleotides long. It is a transcript of the gene CPTP, whose product is annotated as ceramide-1-phosphate transfer protein. Gene Ontology annotation, biological process: intermembrane lipid transfer; ceramide transport. NCBI's taxonomy places the organism in Eukaryota, Metazoa, Chordata, Aves, Passeriformes, Passerellidae. Bases 9 to 638 code for a protein of 209 amino acids. The transcript is spliced from 2 exons. Gene Ontology annotation, cellular component: cytoplasm; cytosol; membrane. The record is from RefSeq and is a predicted model, not a curated record. Gene Ontology annotation, molecular function: ceramide 1-phosphate transfer activity; ceramide 1-phosphate binding.